UUCCCUCCUCUCAUCCAUUUGGAGCAGCCUUUAUGUGUGUGCGCGCGUGCGCGCGUUUGUGUGUGUGUGUGUGUGUGUGUGCAGUCAGUGGCACUUAAUCACAGAGCGCACCAAGGCAGGAGGCGGACCGUCGGGCGUGAACGAAAUAGUAACGGUGAACCGGAGAGGCAGCAGUGUGCGGGACAAGGAGCUAUCCAGAGGACGCAUCCAGCAGCCGCUCUCGGUUGUUGCUCCCCUCCUUUUUUUUGCAAACCGGAUCAAGUGUUGCAGUUUUUACCUCCUCGGUCGUCUCUUCCCCAUUUUCUUCUCGCGUCCGACUCGUUCGCCGCCGCCGCACACUUCGAUUUGGAGAUGUCCAAAAAAAGAGCAUCCGAUCCGGAGUCCCGGGUGAAGCAGCAAGCAGCCGCGCUGGGCACCACGACUCGCCUGCCUUGUUUCUCCCCGGAGUCUGUAGAAUGAAGACGGCUUUUUGAGUGAAAGAGUCCUCCCCCCCUUCCUAAAAAAGCGAAGCGCUUGAAAAGAUGUCGGUGCCUUUGCUGAAGAUCGGCGUCGUGCUCAGCACCAUGGCGAUGAUCACCAACUGGAUGUCGCAGACCCUCCCCUCUCUGGUCGGGCUCAAUACCACCAAGCUCACGGCGGCACAGGGAGGGUAUCCAGAUCGGAGCACCGGAGUGUUGCCAGCAAACCCAGAGGAAUCGUGGCAGGUGUACAGUUCAGCCCAGGAUAGUGAGGGGAGGUGUGUCUGCACCGUGGUGGCGCCCCAGCAGUCCAUGUGUUCACGGGACGCCCGCACCAAACAACUGAGGCAGCUGUUAGAGAAGGUCCAGAACAUGACCCAGUCCAUCCAGGUGCUGGACCAGCGAACCCAGAGGGACCUGCAGUACGUGGAGAAGAUGGAGGUGCAGCUCCGUGGCCUGGAGACCAAGUUCAGGCAGGUGGAGGAGAACCACAAGCAGAACAUCGCCAAGCAAUACAAGGCCAUAAAAGCGAAAAUGGAGGAGCUUAGACCGUUGAUACCAGUGUUGGAGGAGUACAAGGCCGAUGCCAAAUUGGUAUUGCAGUUUAAGGAGGAGGUCCAGAAUCUGACGUCAGUUCUAAGCGAACUUCAGGAGGAGAUGGGGGCCUAUGACUACGAGGAGCUCCACAACAGAGUGUCAAAUCUUGAGGAGAGACUCCGAGCAUGCAUGCAAAAAUUAGCAUGCGGCAAACUGACGGGCAUCAGCGACCCCAUCACCAUCAAGACGUCCGGAUCCAGGUUCGGCUCCUGGAUGACUGACCCUCUGGCGCCUGAGGGAGAUACAAGGGUCUGGUACAUGGACGGCUACCACAACAAUCGCUUCGUGCGGGAGUACAGGUCGAUGCAGGACUUCAUGACGUCGGACAACUUCACGUCCCACCGGCUGCCCCACCCGUGGUCCGGAACCGGUCAGGUUGUCUACAACGGCUCGAUCUACUUCAACAAAUUCCAGAGCCACGUCAUCAUCAAGUUCGACUUCCGCACCUCUUCAAUCAGCAAGUCCCGGCAGCUCGACUACGCCGGCUUCAAUAACGCGUAUCACUACGCCUGGGGUGGCCAUUCCGACAUUGACCUGAUGGUGGACGAGGGAGGCCUGUGGGCCGUCUACGCCACCAACCAGAACGCCGGGAAUAUUGUCCUCAGCAAGCUGAACCCCAACACGCUGCAGAUCAUCAAGAGCUGGACCACCAACCAUCCUAAAAGGAGCGCCGGCGAGUCUUUUAUGAUCUGCGGCACGCUCUACGUCACCAACGGCUACUCAGGAGGCACCAAGGUCUACUACGCCUACUCCACCAACUCCUCUACUUACGAGUACAUCGACAUUGCCUUCCAGAAUAAGUACUCACAUAUCUCCAUGCUGGACUACAACCCGCGUGACCGAGCUCUCUAUGCCUGGAACAAUGGCCACCAGGUCCUCUACAAUGUCACGCUGUUCCACGUGAUCCGCUCCGAAGAACUGUAACUGCCGGAAAAUGGAUUACAUACAUAAAUACAUAUUGUCUGUGUAGAGAUCUCCCUAUAUACAAAAAUAUAUCUGCGAAAGAAAAAAGACUCUUAUGGCAAGACCAUUCUAUUUAUAAUAUGAAAUAACUUCUACGGAGAGACUGACUGCAUCAACCGUGAAUGCAAAGUGGAUUGAAUGUGCAUAAACAUGAGACUGAAAAAAAAAAAAAAUACCAAAAUUGAAGGGUUUCAUUCCAAAAUGUGAUAUAUUUGUUACAGGAAAAAAAAAAAAAAGCUUUAUUUAAAAAAGUUCAUAUCACAAAAUCACAGAUGAUUGUUAGACGAACUGAACUGUUUUGUAAAUACAAAGUCUAACCAAGACUUCUGACUUUAAUAGUUACCCAUAGUAGUAACUUUAUUUUGAUAGCUGCCAUUGUUUUGGUUUUUUGGUUCGAGGGUAUUUUAUUUUGGAAUGAAACUCUUUAAUUGUUUGCCGCAUAGAAAAAUGAUUGUAAAAGUAGACUUAUAUAUAAGAUUUAAAAGAAUAAGAACAGAUGCCAAAAAAAAAAAAGAAAAAGAAUAAGAAAAAGUCACGCCUUUUUUUUUUUUUUAUAUAUAAUGGAAUAUCAACCUAAGCUCAUCCCUGUGGCUCCGGUUCUUCUGCAGAAAUCCUCCCAGCUGAACUUUUCUUUUGGUCGAUGGGGGUCCUGGGGAAAAAACAAAAAAAAACAAACAAAAAAAAUGAAAAGACUGUUGGUAAUAAACUGCCGGGACCCCCAGGUCCCAUGGACAGACAGGAAGGUGGGAGGUCAGUCUGGUCGGAAGACUUGAUAGCCUAAUGGGUUGCAGUGAAGUCUGUCAUUUUUAUCAAGUACAGUAGCAAAUCAAAAGUCUGUAGAGAAACAGCAAACAACAAUAAGAACAUCCACUAAAAGACCUGAAGGCACUGACUGUUGACAGCGCUGUUGUUUGAGAUGAUUUUCCUGUGUUAGUGACUAUGUGUGAAAAAGGCUUUCUUUGCAUGAGUGUUUUCUAUCACUCCGGUCUGCUCUUCUGAAUGUCUUUUUGCUGUAUGAUACUAUUUAAAGAAAAAACAAAAAACAGAAUGGAGGGAGGGAGGAGGGAGGGUGUAUGGUGGAAAACCUUUGGGAUUCGAGGAUUUACAAAUUCUACUUUCUUUCCUGCUUCUUCGUAUUUAGUUUUUCUUGUUUUGUUUUAUUUGUACUUCUUUGCAAUCAUUUUCUUUCUUUCUUUUUUUUUUUUUUUUCCAAAAUGUUCUCGUAUCACUGUAACUUGUUGGCACCGGUUUUGCCUAUCUGUAUUUGUUUAUUUGGACUGUGUGGGAGGAAUCUAUCGAGCUCACAUCUCUCUCUGAAGAAAAGGGAAAAAAAAAAAAAAAAAGAAAGAAAAAAAUUAAUAAUAACAGAAUGUACCAAGUAUUGUAUCCUGGGAACCUGGUCCUCUUAUCAGCGAUUCACAUCAUGCGCCUGUAGUAGGGAGAGUUUUCUUUUAGAGGAUAAUCCUGUCUCAUGUUUCCCCACACUGCUAGUGAAGGAUAAUGCUGUUUAAAUGUAUACCCUCGCCGAGGACAAAAGCUUUUCACUCUUUUUGCGCUUUGCUGGACAUGUGUUGUAUCUGAGAUGAGAUAGUUAAUGAUUCGUGUCAAUAAAACAGAGAAAUCUGA
Molecule: messenger RNA, 3644 nt
Organism: Acanthopagrus latus (yellowfin seabream)
Lineage: Eukaryota; Metazoa; Chordata; Actinopteri; Spariformes; Sparidae
Gene: olfm1b
Product: olfactomedin 1b
Exons: 6
Coding region: 522-1979 (485 amino acids)
Biological process (GO): signal transduction
Source: RefSeq, a predicted model, not a curated record